GUCUUUCACUCUUUCCCACCAUAAUAGCUAUCAAUUUGACUAAUUGCCGUCUGUUUUGUCUCAUCGAUUCUCAUGUUUUACUGCUUUGUAUUAUGAACUUUUACUUCCACACACACAUAUAUAUAUAUACCCAUUUCCCUAUGUGUCCUCUCUGCACACCACUUCCCCAAAAAAGAAUAAAUUAGGAACAAUCCUCUUCUUUUUCUCCCUCUCUCUGUUUUACAUAUGGCUCAGGUUCAUGGUAGCGCCACGGCUGGAAUUAAGCUUUUUGGCACUAUCAUUCCUUUGCAGACCAGAAAAGUCAAGGAUCAACCGGAGAAAGGCGGCGGCGGCGGCGGUGAAGGUGAUCAAACAGAGAUGAAGAGGCCUGAAAAGAUUAUUCCAUGUCCGAGAUGUAAGAGCAUGGACACCAAAUUCUGUUACUUUAACAAUUACAAUGUUAAUCAGCCCAGACAUUUCUGUAAGGGUUGUCAAAGGUACUGGACUGCUGGUGGGGCGCUCCGGAAUGUCCCCAUCGGAGCUGGACGACGGAGAGCCAAGCCGCCGCCCAAUUGCCGGACGCUUUCCGGCGAGCUGCCCGAUGAUUAUGGGCAACUUUACGAUGCUGCUUCUGGGAUUAUUCAUCAGCUUGAAUUGGACGCGGUGGAGGGGUGGCAUCUGGCGGUGGCGGAACAGGAUUUUACCCAAGUUUUUCCUCUCAAACGCAAGAAGAUUAUCGGNCUUUUUUUUUUUUUUUUUUUCUAA
Cucurbita pepo subsp. pepo (vegetable marrow) is the source of this 744-nucleotide messenger RNA. NCBI's taxonomy places the organism in Eukaryota, Viridiplantae, Streptophyta, Magnoliopsida, Cucurbitales, Cucurbitaceae. The record is from RefSeq and is a predicted model, not a curated record.